AUGUUAGGGAACCUUUCAUUGGUGGCUUUACUGGUGUGUGCCUGUGCCGCCUCCUCAAUUGAGGAAAGCAGAUCGAAGUUGUCAACUCAUGACAGAAUACGAGCAGAUGGAUACCCCGCCCAAUAUUUCGAUUUAAUAACAGAUGAUGGAUACAUUUUACAAGUAAACAGAAUCCCGCGAGGCAAGAACGAUUUCUUUGAUUUUCGCAAGCGGCCAGUAGUUUUCCUGCAGCAUGGAUUACAGAGUUCAGCUAACGCGUUCCUUGGAAUUGGUGUUGACACCAGUCUGGCGUACAAUCUCGCCGACCGCGGUUUCGACGUGUGGAUAGGAAACGCUAGAGGAGUCGAGAAUUCCCGCCGCCACGUCCUAUGGGACCCAGACAGUGACGUAACGAAACGUCACUUCUGGGACUUCACUUUUGAAGAAAUAGCUCUCAUUGAUCUACCGCGCAUGAUUGACUUUGCGCUUGCGCAUACUCGUCAGGACAAACUCCACUACGUCGGUCACUCGCAAGGUGGAACUGUCUUCUUAAUCCUCAACUCAAGGAAGCCGGAGUACAACGACAAGUUCAUCUCUGCGCAUUUAUUGGCUGGAGUCGGUUAUCAGAACCAUUUCCCCAACUGGAUUUUGACUCAGGCUUCUGCUAGAGUUGACGAAAUCAGAGCUCUAACGUAUCUGUUGGGUAUCGUAGAAAUUCUAGGACCGUCGAAAGACAGGAAAUCUAACCUCGAAGUCACGUUAGCUACAUCAGCAGUAGCUGAAAUUGAAACCAACAAUGCCCUCGCAGACCUGAUAUCAUUAAUUAAACGAGCUAUGGAUGAAUUCUCCCGCGCUAAAGCCGGAAUCGGCGGCGCUGCGAUCAAGCAAUACGCUCAUUACGGGCAAAACAUUCGAGACAAGAAGUUCAGAAGCUUCGACCACGGCAUCUUGGGUAACUUGGCUCGAUACGGCUCAACAACACCCCCCGAAUAUGACAUUAAGAAGAUAACUGUAGACUUGACGAUGCAUUAUACCCUCGGGGACGUCCUACUGUCUGAAGCUGAUGUUUUAGAAAUGGCAAAUGAUAUACCGAACUGCAAAGCUCGUCGAGUAGCCAGGUCCGAUUUCUCCCACACCGACUUUGUGCUAGCCCGGGAUUCCAAGGAAUUAGUAUACGACUAUCUAAUCGACGAUUUGAUCAGGCGCAAGUGA
This is a messenger RNA of Leptosia nina, 1191 nucleotides long. NCBI's taxonomy places the organism in Eukaryota, Metazoa, Arthropoda, Insecta, Lepidoptera, Pieridae. The record is from the annotation of a GenBank genome assembly.